UUCAGUUCGGUCCCUGGAAAAAUAAAAAAGGUACUAAUUUAAUACUUUCUGUACACACACACACACACACACACACACACACACACACACACACACACACACACACACACACACACACACACACACGAGGAGUAGUUGAAUAACAUAUCAAGCGAAAUGAAAAAGUGUGUGAGGACAGCUAUACAAGAACAAUUGUUCUAGUUUACUGAGUUUGACCAAAUCGGUCUUGAUUUUAUGCCUGUAGCUCACAGCUGCACAAGAUCUGAGAAGGGACGAAGUAAUCUCCAUGCUGCCCUCUGCAAUACUUGGCAAAGAGGAGACCAAACAUUGUUAAUGCAAGCUUUCCUUUUCGAUGUCUAUGCUUACCUAAAUCUUAUUUUGCUUUAAAAUAUAAAAAAUUGAAAAAAGAAAAAAAGAUUUUCGAUGGCGCCAUUUCCACACUUUCUUUUACAGUUUGUUGUUUUGUUGUAAUUCUAUUGUUAUAAUUUAUGACACCAUGAAAUAAGAAUCUCAAUGUCAACGUUUUAUUUUAAUAUUUGUAUUUGUUUUUUUGCAUUUACACAGUACAUUGCAAUAUGAUGGUCUAUUCUGUGUGGUUGAAUUGAACUAAAAUGAAAUUGAAUAACAGAAUGCCUUAAAGGCUGAUAUCUAACAUGUCUGAAAUUAAAACUUUAAUUUCAUACUGGAUCUUGCUAUCAGUUCAAGCUUUUUCGUUCCCUGUUUUACAACCAAUUAAUCCACAGAAGGGCACAUGUUGGUAGGGCUGUGCGAUGAGGGAUUUUUUAUUCACAAAAUACCAUAUAUAUCUCGAUACUUUUAAAUCUCAUCUGAAGGACCCCAUCAUUUAUUAUAUAGGCCUACUGUAUUAUAAACCCAAAUACUUGGGUUUGUAUAUUAUUAUAUAUUAUCAUCACACAACGUGACGCAAAAGGAACACUGGAACAGAAACAAGGUUGAAACAAAGCUGGCUCAAAUCCUCAGGUUCUGUCCCUUCCCGUUUACUCACUGUUGGUUGGUAUGCCAUAAAAACUAAGUGAUGAUUUUGUAUUGCUGUUGUUAGAACAGCCGUAGAUUACACAACAAAUUAUGAGUUGUGCAAAAAGUACCGCUGGCAAGGGGGCCAUACUGCCCCCGCGAAUGUGAUGGCGUUUAUAGAACCAGGCAUUAAAGGUCUCGUGCGAUAAAGACAGUUAAACCCAGUACUUCCAAAGUUAGAGGUCUCGUGCAAUAAAGACGGUUAAAUACCCUGUACUUCCAAAUUUGUCUUUGUGGGUUUUGAGACAGGAGAGAAAAGAGAUAGAAUACAGAAGAAUACAGAAGAAUUUCGAAAAUAUAUUAUUACUAGAAUUAUUAGGUAAGAUCAUUCCCUCCAGUCCCCGUUGACCUCAUUCUUGUCAGGUAUGUGUAUAAAGCCUUGUCAGCCUUAAAAAGCCAAUUCAGAACAAAGAUUCACAAUGCAACGUAACAAAACCGUUGUAGAUAGAAGUUGCAGCAGUGUGAAUUGAACGUUGCAAGUCGUCAUAAGACAGUUGAAUUGCAGUUACAAGGUUUUAGAACACUUUUACUUCAGUGCUGAUGACGUCUUGCCACUCUUGUCAGUCAAGGCCAGCAGAGGCUUCACGAUAUUAUUAGGAGAGUAGGAGAAAAUAAUUAUCCACUUUGCGUAAGGAACGCUACUGUUUGCAAAAACAUCAGUCGCGUAACAAGUAUGCUACAGCUUUAUUGGUUAACGUUACCAGCAAGCUAGUGAGUAAAAACCAGUGGUAUAGUAAAGGUGUCGUUAUGGAAACGGUGGUGAUGUUGAUAGAAGUUGCAUGGGUGUGAACCCUGUUGCAUGUAUUUUCAUCGCAAAUCUUUGGUCUGAAGCCCGCAUUUGCAUCACAAAUCUUUGUUCUGAAGCCUGCUAUAAGACAGUUUAUGGCUAGAUUGUAUUGAAACCUCAAUCACACGUUAAAAUGUGAAACAUUUUAUUUCACAGGAUGAGUGAGGAAAAACAGUUACGGGCAAGGCAGUACCUCCGUUCAUGGAGAUCUGCUAAACAAGUGAUGAAUAAGAUAGCUGAAAGCACUGCCAGUGUUUGUGUCACAGAACACCAUGUGGCUGAUGCCAGCUUGUCCAGCAGUCCAUCCGGUGUUCUUGCGCCUGUUGGUGACAUGGACAACUCCUUGGACUUGGAUGAGUCAUUUGAGGAUCGUUCUGCUUUGGAGGAUGACCUCGAUGACUGGAUGGAUGUUGAUCCCUCUGAUGAUGAGGAGGAAGAGGUUUUUGGGGAUGACCUGGAGGCGUCCGACCAGCGUCCGGCAUCGCUCGCAUCUGACCUCGCUAGCUGGGCUUGCCAGUUUCAGGUGAAACACAAUGCUGUUGAUGACCUUUUGAAAGUUUUGAGAGGUCACGGACACACUGACCUGCCUUCCACCACCAGGACACUCCUGAAGACACCCAGGGAGGUCAGGAUCACUUCAAAGUCUGGUAUGGAGUAUGUCCAUUUUCCUAUCAAGGACAAAUUGCAACAGACUCUAUUGAGAUACUCAGCAGACCAGGUCCCUGACUGUGUUGACCUUUCCUUCAACGUAGAUGGGCUACCUCUGUUUAAGAGCUCAGGAAGAACAAUGUGGCCCAUCCUUUGUGCUGUCCAUUUAGAACCAGUGUCAGUCUUCCCUAUCACCCUGACUUGUGGAGGUUCGAAGCCACAGAAUCUGGAAUUCCUGGAAGACAUGGUGAUGGAUGUCAACAACCUCCUGUCCAGUGGCCUGCAACAUAGGAACAAAACAAUAAAAUUCAACAUUCUAUGUUUUGUGUGCGAUGCUCCUGCAAAGGCCUUUGUGAAGAAUGUAAAACUUUGCACAGGCUAUUAUGGGUGUGACCGGUGUGUGCAGAGGGGUGAGUGGUAUGAGAAGGUUACUUACCAAGACACAGAGGUGGUGGCUCGUAGUGACGAAUCCUUCCGCCAACAGACACAGGGCGAGCAUCAUCAUGGCAGCACCCCGCUUUUGGAUUUACCCAUAAACAUGAUCAGUGCAUUUCCCAUCGAUUACAUGCACCAGGCAUGCUUGGGUGUAAUGAAGAGGCUUCUCUUCAUGUGGUGCAGAGGAGUGAAGGGCCUGAAGAUGUCGGCAACCCAAAUAGAGGUCAGCAGCAGGCUCACCAACCUCCGUCCACACAUCCCUUCCAGCUUCGCUCGCAAACCGAGGGAUCUUAAAGAGCUUGAGAGAUGGAAGGCAACGGAACAUAGGCAGUUUGUUAUAUACAGGAAAGAUUGUGCUGAAGGGGGUCCUUAAAGAUGAAUUUUUCAGCCACUUCAUGACAUUCAGUGUGGCAAUGAACAUACUUGUAAGUCCAGCAUUGGUCGAGCAACACUGGAGAUAUGCUGCUGAUCUCCUCCGAUUCUUUGUUGAGAGAGGCCGAGAACUUUAUGGUAACCAGUUUCUGGUCUACAACGUGCACUCAAUGUUGCACAUUGUGGAGGAUGCCGUGACCUUUGGAGGAUUGGACAAUUGUAGCGCUUUUAAAUUUGAAAAUUGUCUCAAGAAAAUAAAGAGGAUGGUAAGGAGUGGAAGAUGCCCCCUGUCACAAGUGGUGAAAAGGCUUGAGGAAUGCGCAGGACAGCCAAUGGAGCAUGGUAGGCAGAGGUCCAAUUCUUCUUUUAUUUUGAAUCGCCGCGAAUGCUGCAAGGUCAUAGAGGAGAGGGAUGGAAGCCAGCUUUGCCGUGUAUACCAGCACCCAGAACCACUUUUCAGUGUCCCUUGUGACUCCACAUUAAUCGGAGUACUGAAGUACAAGAACAAUGACACCGUUUUGAGAUGGAUCCAAAAAGACAACCUCAAAAGAAAGGCAAUCAAGAUUCCUGUAGGGGAAAAAAUCCUCUUCAUGGCCAUUCUUCAUGACAUUGCAGUAUGUUGUCAUUUGCUCAGUGUAUUAUCAUUGCAAUUUCUUGUACAGACACAAUAAUUCUUUACUGUAUUAAAUCAACCUCUCUGUUCUUGAUUACAGAAUGUAUAGCAUCGUCGAAUUUUUGGGGGAAAGGACUGUUGGCAUAGUGGCCAGUAAUUGGAUUAUAAAAGAGGGAGAUGCAAGUACAUGCGAAAAACCUUUAUGUCAAUCAUGUCAAAAAUUCUAUGCAAGUUCUGCAAAACUAUUUUGUUUUCCAUUUCAGAAGACAUGCAGCUACUGGCCACUCCACAAGCCCACACAGAGGGCAAAGGACAAAGAUUUGCCCGAUCCUAAAACCUGGCUAAAAAGGCCAAUAAAAAUAUUUCCCUCAACAGGUGUGUUAAUGGGCGACAAAUAACAAGUGGUGAUAUGCAACACAUUUAAAAGAGUGUAAUUUCUAAUUGUUUUGGCCCACCUUACUGUUUAGAUGAUUGGGAUCAGGCCGUCAGGAGGAACAAGAGGGCGGAGACAAAGUCCUGUGUGGAGACAGGAAAUGAGGACAAAGGGAGGCGCAUCAUAGUCAAACCCCAAAAAUGU
Molecule: messenger RNA, 4467 nt
Organism: Gadus chalcogrammus (walleye pollock)
Lineage: Eukaryota; Metazoa; Chordata; Actinopteri; Gadiformes; Gadidae
Exons: 2
Coding region: 1980-3278 (432 amino acids)
Source: RefSeq, a predicted model, not a curated record